Molecule: messenger RNA, 333 nt
Organism: Aspergillus novofumigatus IBT 16806
Lineage: Eukaryota; Fungi; Ascomycota; Eurotiomycetes; Eurotiales; Aspergillaceae
Exons: 2
Coding region: 1-333 (110 amino acids)
Source: RefSeq, a predicted model, not a curated record
AUGUUUCUCGAUCAAGGUGCUAUCCGCAAGCUCAGCAUGUUUUACUACGAACCUAUUGGUCUGGGUGAUGUGCUGGUCAUCACCGCGCGCCCAGUAACCGAGAAAUCGUUACGUUGGUGCGAGGCAACCAUGACUAGGGAAGACAUGCUGGUUGCGAUUGUCACGGCCCUCUACGAUGGGCCACCUAUGGGAACCGUGGGGGAUGCCUGGCUUCGACGACCAGAUAAUUUGUUGGUUGAUGUAUGGGGAAAGCCCAUGAAUGGAACAGAGGUUGCUGGCCUGUCAGCUAAAGUCCCCGCUUCCCCUGGUUCCACCACCAUUACAGUAGCCUAG